Molecule: messenger RNA, 1029 nt
Organism: Saccharomyces cerevisiae S288C
Lineage: Eukaryota; Fungi; Ascomycota; Saccharomycetes; Saccharomycetales; Saccharomycetaceae
Gene: IMO32
Product: Imo32p
Exons: 1
Coding region: 1-1029 (342 amino acids)
Cellular component (GO): mitochondrion
Source: RefSeq, marked reviewed
AUGAUGAUACUGGGUAAAGCCGGGAUCCUGGCACAGUAUGGGACAAUAUAUGUGAGACAAAAUACCAUUCGGAAUAAUUUAAGUUCCUGCAUUUUUAAGCAGUCACUAUGUGCCUUUCAUUCAUUAGCAAAGGUGCUGCAACAAAAGCAAGUCCCACUGGACCUUUCAUAUGACAUAAUCAAGAGAGAUGCAGUAAAAACUGGGGAUGAAGGGAAGCCAAGACCACCUAUUAUCAUACUUCACGGCUUAUUCGGUAACAAGCUCAACAACCGAAGCAUUGGCCGUAACCUUAACAAGAAAUUGGGAAGAGACGUGUAUCUGCUGGACCUAAGAAAUCAUGGAUCCUCACCACACAGUUCAGUCCAUAACUACGAAGUCAUGUCGGAAGACGUGAAACACUUUAUCACAAAGCACGAAUUAAACACCAAUGGAGGCCCUAUUAUAAUAGGACACUCAAUGGGUGGUAAAGUUGCCAUGAUGCUGGUCCUGAAAAACCCGCAACUUUGUUCGAUGUUAGUCUGUAUAGAGAACGCUCCGGUGAGUUUGCGCCCUAACGCUGAGUUUGUCGAAUACAUCAAAGCGCUGAUGGAAAUCGUCAACGACAAGGGCAAAACUAUCCGCACGCUGAAACAGGCUGAUGAACACCUUGCAGAGAGGAUCGGCGGCAAUGAGCUAGUAAGGCGGUUUCUCCUAACGGCGCUGAAAAAGGUCAAGAUGGACAAUUCAUCGUCUGUGUCGUCAUAUACAUUCGAAGAACGAAUUCCCCUCGCAACACUGAAAGAUGCCAUUGUCAAAGGUGAAAUUGCCGCGUGGCCCCUAGAUCCUGCUCGUGAACGAUGGACGCGGCCUGCGCUAUUCAUCAGGGCUACUCAAUCGCAUUAUGUGGUAGACGAGUAUCUUCCGAUCAUCGGCGCGUUCUUUCCACGCUUUGAAACACGUGACAUCGAUGCGGGUCACUGGGUAAAUGCGGAGAAGCCUGGGGAAUGUGCCGAAAGCAUCGUCGAUUUUGUGGAGCGGCACGAGGAUUAA